Exophiala oligosperma is the source of this 3265-nucleotide messenger RNA. RefSeq lists its product as uncharacterized. Gene Ontology annotation, molecular function: DNA binding. The record is from RefSeq and is a predicted model, not a curated record. NCBI's taxonomy places the organism in Eukaryota, Fungi, Ascomycota, Eurotiomycetes, Chaetothyriales, Herpotrichiellaceae. The transcript has a single exon. Bases 439 to 3252 code for a protein of 937 amino acids.
CACGGAAACUCACCUGUCCCAAGGACCGGUCCCUGCCCAUCACCCUCGUCCGCCAAUACGAAAAUCCGCCUUUACACUACCUGACACUAAACCACCCCCCUGGUCGCCAACUCAUCUGUGCAAGUCCGUGACCGAGUAACCUGCCAACCACCAUGGGAAAUCCAUCAUUUUCCCAAGAUCUUGGCCCCGCAUUCCUCGCCUAUGCACUUAAAGGCGGCUACUCCCACUCUGUGCCUGAUCCAAAGGACUUCAUCUUGUCACAGCCUACCACCUUAAUCCAUUGUCCAACAUUCCAUCUCUUCUCUUGUCACACCCAACCACUUUCAUCGUUGUCCAAGAUCCCAUCUCAUCUCUUGUCACACCUAUCGCUGUCCAAGAUUCCAUCUCCUCUCUUGUCACAUCCUGUCCUCAUCAAGGAAAAAGAAAUCUCUUCCAAACAUGUCGCAGCCUCGCUCGUCUGGAGGCCCUUCCUCCCAGCCAAUCUCACGUCGUAUCUCGAUCGAGGACUUGAUCCACCCCCCUCGGGCCAUGUCGCACCACAUGUCCAUCGAAAACUUGCUACAGCCCCAAUCGCCUGCGUCGCCCCCACCGCAUGGGAAUCCAUCCUCCCAAGCCAUGCCUCCACCGCCGGUGCCCGCUAGUCGUGGGAGACGCCGUGAUACUGGAAAACCUCGUGGUCGACCUCGAAAGAGCUCCGCCAACACACCACCGCCUUCUUCAACACCACUGGCAAGCUUUCGAGGUCGGCCUCGAAAGGCCUCCGCGGAAAGGCCUCCGCGCUCUACAACGCCAACGACAAGACCUCCUGGCCGACCUCGAAAGACCUCCACCAAAAAGCCUCCGCCCUCUUCAACACCAAUGACAGAUCCUCAAGUUCCGGCGUCUCGUAAACCCCUCGAUACGGUGCCACCACCGCUGGUGCGAGACACUCGUCGUGGAUGCGAGGACCAGACACCAAUGUACGCAAUGGAACAUGGUGAGCCAUCCUCGCAGAGAAAUACCAUGCCUCCGCACUCUUCAGCAGCAGGCUCAUAUCCUCAGACCAUGCCACCUCGGCCAUCUCCUGGUUGGCCCCCUGAUGCGAUGCCACCAACCCAGACUGACAGAUCUUGGGAGCAUCAGGGACGUGGAGAGCCAUGCUUUCCAACCAUGCAACCUCGGCCAUUUCCUGGCGAACCCCUUGGUGCAAUGCCACCACCCCAGACUCAACAAUGUUGGGAGCAACAGGCACCUGGAGAGUCAUCCUUGCGGACCAUGCCAACACCGCCAGUGCCCAGUAUGUACCGCCCGCUCGAUCCAACGGCUCCGCCCUUUUCAUCCGGAGGCCAAUCCUUUCGGACCAUGCCGACGCAGCCAGUGUCCAGUAUGUACGGGGUACUGGUUCCGACGGAUCCAGCCUCUUCAUCUGUAGACCCAUCCUUCCAGACCAUGCCAACACAGACAGUACCCGGCAUGUACGGAGAGCCAGAUCCAACCGAACUACCAGUGUUUGUCCCGCCCCGUCUCUUCACGUGGCUAGUACCCCUCGAAGGGUAUCCGAUACCCGAAGAUUGGAAGUGGCGAGAAGUACCACCAGGGUACGGGCCACCAGGGCUUGAGCCGCCCGAUGAAUGGUCGAUGGCACCACCACCAGGAUGGGGGCAACCAGGGUUUGAACCACCAUGGGAAAAGCCACCUUGGAAACCCCCACCGCCCAAGCCCCCGCUUGAAGGCACUGACAUAUCCUGGACCUUCACACCCAAGGACGAGAAUCGCAGGGAGGGGUCAUUGUUCAGAAAUACCGAAAUCUUGCCUCCACCAUCCGUCUGGCUUGGUAACCCUUCUACCCGGUUGCAACGUUUACGGGAUAUGUUGGGUGUGAGUCGUGAACUUGUGGAGUAUAUUGAGAGCAGAAACUCUUCUCAUCGUCCAUCUUCUCACGGUCAUGGGUCAUCUUCUCAACCGUCGUCCUCUCAACCGUCGUCUUCUCGACAUCCCGAACCAGCUUUGCAUGAGGGCACCACACAGAUGUCAGGUGACAGAAAACUGCCCGAUGGAGUAGUAUUGGAAUGGUAUUGUCGAUCCAUCGAUGAAAAUUGGGACAAAGUUCUGGUACGAUUCCCCAAAAAGAGACGUCGCGAACCUAGAUUGCUUUUUGGUGCAAAUAUCAACGAUUUGUAUCCUUCGGACGACGAGGAUGAAGAAACCCCCGCCUCAGACGGAGAACCGAUCGACGAUACUUACAGAGGUCUGCGUCAAGCCACAAUAAAUCUAUGUCUGGAUCCUAACGUGAUAAUCUGCAACGGACCUCCUGAAUGGAUGAUCAAUCUUCAUGGUCAACCACACCGCGACUCUUCAGAACGUCUGGACCCUGGACAUGAAACAGAACCUAUGGACCUUGGGGAAGAAACAGAACCUCUGGCCACUGGCAUGCGCCGUCGUUCCCCCAAAGGCAAAGGUCGAGCAGAACCUCCGCCCGAGGUAACAGAACUCCCGCCUCCGAGCAAGCGCAGGCUGUCCAGCAAAGGCAAAGAUCGCGCGGAACCUCCUCCGGAGGAGUCAGAAUCGCCGGCCGUGAGCAACAACAAACGUUCCCGCAAGGGAAAAGAACGAGCAGACCCUCCGCCCGAGGGGUCAGAGUCCUCGGCUGCCAGCAAGAAAAAGCCAUCCCGCAAGGGAAAAGAACGAGCAGAUCCUCCGCCCCUGGAGAUAGAAGACGACGAACCCAACUCAUUCUAUCGCCAUCUUGCCCGCACGGGCAGAGGUGGUCGGCCAGCAAACCUACCUUUCCCGGACGUGGGCAUCAACAAGAUUUUCAACAUGAUGUUCACCGUCUUCCUGGAGUUUUGUGAAAAGGAAAAGCAAGAAAAGACUCCAGAUUCGCGGCCUGGCCCUUCUCGACCCCGUGGCAUGCGCGGUAUGCUCAACACGUCCACGACCGAUUACGUGACGACGACCGAGGACACCGACGACGAUCCCGCACCGGGACCUUCCGGGCGCCCGGACUGCGACAGGCGUUUGAGGGUAAGCCACGACCCCCUUGACCCGACAGUGCCCCUCCCUCAUGCGGUGGUCCUCUGUCGACACUUCCUCCCGGCGGUGAAAUGGUCCCUCGUGGACCCUCCGGUGGGCGAGUAUCGAAGUUUCUGGAAGUGCCCUCUCCCGCCGCGCAAUGACGGACAGGAUCACCUGUUGAGACCCGGCGCCGCCUGCCCCUGGAGGAGGUGGGACGUGGACGACGUGGUCAGACCACCCCCCAAGGCUCGAAGGUGACGGUUGUUGCGAU